This is a messenger RNA of Dibothriocephalus latus, 348 nucleotides long. Lineage: Eukaryota; Metazoa; Platyhelminthes; Cestoda; Diphyllobothriidea; Diphyllobothriidae. The record is from the annotation of a GenBank genome assembly.
AUGAACAGGUCGACUCAGACUACCCGAGGCAAUUCCAUGUCUGUUCAGAUUAAGAGACCAUUUCCAUUUGCCGCCUUGCCACUUGUCGAUGCUGAGCGCCUGCAGGAACUUGGAAUUCUGACACUUAUGUCCUGCUGGUUCUGGCCUGCCUCUAUCUUCUUCUUUCCGUAUAUGCUUCGAAUUUUCACUGGUCUCCUUACCGCUGUGACACUUAAUUGUCAUCCACUGUCGAUACCCGCUGAUCCGUUAGUCCUGCGUAAUGGUAGCACUUGCCUUGCCAAAUUGGAUCUGGCAGGUCAAAGUAGCACUGCGGACUGCACGAAUAUGCUAGGCUGCGCUUUAUUGUAA